UUGGGGAGGAAAAAAGGGGAGAGAGAUAUCUACUUACAGCUGCUGUCAGAUAUCCGAUCGCCUUCGCAUGGCGAGGAGGUAACCUGAUCGAGCUGGGAGGAGUGACUCUACCAGGGAAGGUUUGAACAAAAAAAAAAAAAAAAAAAUGUCUUCUUCUUCUGCCGGAGAGGUCACAACAGCAAAUGACAUCAAGAGGGAAAAUGUGAAGGAGGUGGAUACGCGGGAGUGUAUCAGGCUUGUGGCGCUGGACGCGGCGGAGUUGUCCAUGGAGCGCACGGCUCCCAGCGCGGACGCGGUGCGCGCAGAGCUGCUGGUGAGCGCCGCCUCCUCCCUGGCGUUCUCCCCGGAGCAAGUGGCGUGCGUCUGCGAGGCGCUGCAGCAGGGGGGCAACGUGGACCGGCUGGCCAGGUUCCUGUGGUCCCUGCCGCAGAGCGACCUGCUCCGCGGAAACGAAAGCAUCCUCAAAGCGCAAGUUCUCGUCGCUUUCCACCAGGCGCGCUAUCAGGAGCUGUACAGUAUUUUGGAGAACCACAGUUUCAGCGCGUCCAACCACACCUUUCUGCAGGAUCUGUGGUACAAGGCCCGGUACACCGAGGCGGAGAAGGCGCGGGGGAGACCCCUGGGCGCCGUGGACAAGUACCGGAUCCGGAGAAAGUACCCUCUCCCCAGGACUAUCUGGGACGGCGAGGAGACUGUUUAUUGUUUUAAGGAGAGGUCGCGAAACGCGCUGAAGGAUCUUUACAAUCAGAAUAGGUACCCGUCCCCCGCCGAGAAACGAAAUCUGGCCAAAAUAACAGGACUCUCCUUGACCCAGGUCAGCAACUGGUUUAAGAACAGAAGACAGCGAGACAGAAACCCCUCGGAGGCGCAAUCAAAAAGUGAAUCUGAUGGGAACCACAGCACCGAAGAUGAAUCCAGUAAAGGCCAGGAGGAGCUGUCCCCUCGUCCUCUCUCCAAUUCUUCAGACGGAGUGAUAACACAUGGGAACCUUCCCAUUCAGACGGGAGCUCUGGACAGUGGGGUCGUCAUCCAGCAGAUUGGGGACAUCAAGAUGUCCCCCGGAUCUGGCGGCGGUGGCCUCUACAACGGUAACCUAGCGACCAGUAACACGUCCUCCACCGUGUUUCACAAUGGCAGCUCAUCUUACCUGCACUCACCUGGAAACAUCCUCUUCAACGGGCUCAAUUUGGGCAUCCAGCCCUUGGCGUUCAACCCCCUGAGGCCGUCUGGGGGGAUGCUGCUGGGGGGUUCUGGAGCCGACAUGCACAUGCAGACAGGACAGGAGAAAGGACUGGGCAGCGCUGAGGAGUCUACCUUACAGUACGCCCCCUAUUCUGGCUGUGUGAACGGUGCAGACGUGAAGAUGGAGGGCGUGCACACCAUGGCUGCCCAGAAUGGAGGCUCCUCUGUGCUGACAUUCAGCACACCAUCAGGUGCUCUGCAGCUAGGUGGCUACAGUCUGGUCCAGGUACCAAGCGGAAUGUCAGACAAUAAUGGGAGCUCAUUACUUAACAGUGAUGUAGGUCUUCCUCCCCUGCAGCUCUCCUCUGCCCCCUCCUCCUCAGCAAUCACAGAACAAGGCAAUAUGCCUCUGAAUAAUGUAGCAGUGAGUUCCUCCAGCGAUGACUCAUUCCAGCAGCAGGACAAGCUGAACAUGGCAUCUCUGCACCACAGUACAGUCCUCUACAGCAUGAGCAACACCGGCCAAGCAGCCAUCAAGAAGGAGCCUUUGGAGGGAGGAAUGUACACCUCGUACCACCACGGGCUCCAACUGAACUCUGGUGUUCAGAUCAGCUACACUAACCCCAACUCGGAGGUUUCCUCCAGCCACGGCGACACUCCCACCCCUGAGGUCACCGCCGUCAGCUCCUCCAACUCUGAGCCAGAGGUCUACACCACCCUCACGGUUAGCACACCCCUGAUGGCUCAAACAGACCCAAACAACCACCACCUCCAGCCUGCAGAGUACCUCGGGAACCACGAGGUGCCACGAGGAGCCCCGUCCUCACACCUGAUGGGCCCUGGCAUGAAUAGCAACUACAUGAACCUGCCAGAGAACAAGGUGGACGGUUCGGGGUCGGGAGCCAUGAAUGAAAUGGUACGGGCCAUGUGUGGGGACAUGGAGGCCGUGGAGGGGAAAGAGCUGGCCAAGCUGCAGACAGUGCAAAUGGAUGAGGACAUGGCCGACCUCUAGCCUCAAACCUCACCUGUUGCAGAAGCACUCAUGUCUACCCGAGCAGUGAUAUGAUGAGUCUUUUAACUCUCUUUUGUGUGCGCGUGUGUUUUCAACCCUUUAAAUUAUUUGUGUUCUUUGACUGUUACAAUGCACUCUAGUCCGAGAGGAGCCCUGUGGGUGGGCUUUAUCAGUUUGUCAUGAAAAUUGAAAGAAAAAAAAAAAAGCCUGUGACACAUUUGAAAAGACCUAUUCGUGAAACGAAAAAUUCAGAUUGUUAGGAGCUAACAGAAGUAGUUGCCGUAUGUGUUUGAGCCUCGUUUAAAUGUGCAUUUUAUAGCCAACACCUGCUACUUCCUGUUGAGUGGAUUUGAUCUGCAGAAGCAGGUGCUGGAAUGCCUCCAGUCAUGUGACCAGGAUGUUCCUCCAAACUAAAUGUGUCAUCUGGGUCAAACCAAAAAGGUCAUUGUGAAGGGGUAAGAGGGAGAGAGCCUCUACGAAAGUUGUCGGUUAAAAAGCUUCACUGAAGGACUGAACACACGUGCAGAGAAUAGGUCAUUAAACACGGAAAGCUGCUGAUUUAGGGGAAAAAAAGUGUCCUUCAGUAAGCACUUUAAAUUCUCUGAAUGCCUCUCAAGUCACUGCAAAAUGCUGCUUUUGUGCUUUAUAUCAUAUAAAACAAUUUGGCAGUAAUGGAUGUGAAAAAGAAUGUGCCUUUCUGCUACUCAAAAUACAAACUGGCAUCGGUCUGUUUUAGCAUUUGCACUACCACGAUGACGAUACAAAAUUUCAAACAGCCUCUCUGUUGAAAGGGUUUGUCGUAUGUGACACACCCCAACAAAUGCACACUGCUGCAGCAGUGGCUCCUAAUAGUAAGUCUCAUCAUCAACCUGCGAGGCCAAGAUGUGAAUAUCUUUAAUCUUACGUUGUUUGUAAUGCUGCAGCUCUCAAUAUGUUAAUUAGACGCGAUGAUACUGUAUAUCAUGCUUCAACGUUUUGAGGUGUCUCUCUGAAUGUCAUUGAUCAGGAGAGAUAUUUUUCUAUAAAGCCAGAUUCAAACAACUACAAUGUGUGUGCUUUUGAGAAGUCAAGGAACAAAGGGAUAGGUUAUAAAUUAAACAAAGGAUUUUUUUUAUAGUUCCACCUUUGAAACAGAGAUGUUCUAAUUGUUUUUCUUUGCAUGGUAUCAUAAUAUUUUUUGAACAAGAGUGCCUUUUACUUUUUUGUGGGUAUCACUAAAUGUUAAUUCAACUGUAGCUGUUGCGCCAGUGAGCAGAAAGCAGCUUCAGAGAUUUAUCACCACCACCACCUCUGCUGGCACAUUUGCUGGGUGUCAGACAAAGAGAGCAUGGAGCCCAUUUGUCAAGUGUGUCCGAAGCUUUUCACAACAGCAGACAAAGUUCUCGCUGUCAUAUGUGACCAUAAUAGCACAUUUCAACCUUCCAGCCAUCUCACACCCCACACAUUCAUCAUUGCAUCACAUCUCUUUUAUGCCAGUGACUAGUGAUGCUUUUCUUUGUCAGGACAUAUGAGUGGACCUUUCAGUGAAAGUAUCCUCAGUGCUUUAAUGUCAUAAACCAAAAUUUAUUAUCAAAAAGUAAUUUUUUUUUUAUCUUAGUUUGAAAAAAUGUGUUUGUUAUUUGAAAUUAUUUGAAUGUAUUUUUCUAAAUCUCAAUACUGCAAUAAAAGUUUAUAUUU
Cololabis saira (Pacific saury) is the source of this 3871-nucleotide messenger RNA. RefSeq names its product SIX homeobox 4a (gene six4a). Gene Ontology annotation, molecular function: DNA-binding transcription factor activity, RNA polymerase II-specific; RNA polymerase II cis-regulatory region sequence-specific DNA binding. The record is from RefSeq and is a predicted model, not a curated record. NCBI's taxonomy places the organism in Eukaryota, Metazoa, Chordata, Actinopteri, Beloniformes, Belonidae. Gene Ontology annotation, biological process: regulation of transcription by RNA polymerase II. The transcript is spliced from 3 exons. The coding region runs from base 146 to 2194 and encodes 682 amino acids. Gene Ontology annotation, cellular component: nucleus; transcription regulator complex.